Messenger RNA from Symphalangus syndactylus (siamang), 1388 nucleotides. RefSeq names its product chromosome 7 C5orf47 homolog (gene C7H5orf47). Lineage: Eukaryota; Metazoa; Chordata; Mammalia; Primates; Hylobatidae. The record is from RefSeq and is a predicted model, not a curated record.
UGGCCCUAACCGCUCCCCGCACCCCUCGCCUGCACAAUGGGUCGUCUGGCGCCUGUAGCAUCGUGUUUGCUGAGGGCCCGGCAGCCGUUGACUGAGGCUGCGAUGGCGGCGGCAGGCCGGGGUCGGGAGCAGGACUCGGCGCGCUUCGUCUAUGUGAUGCGCUUCGGCUCGCAUCAGUGCGGUGGCGUCCUGCAGUUGGGCGGCCGCGGAGCUCAAGGCCUUUGGGGUCAGAGGCCUGGGGCUGGCUGUCGCCAGGAGAAGCCGAGGGAAGCAACGGCGGUGGCGGGCAUCCAGGGUGGCAGCGAGCUGCCCCCCGGUUCCCAGCCCAGGGUGCCCACGAUCCCUGGUGUGAAGGCUGCGACCUCUGCCACUUCCCAGCUGCUGGCGUCGAGAGUUCAGAGCGGCACCAGACUGUCGGCGCGUGCAGGUUUAAUCCAGAAGGAUGCAGCUAAAAAGUAUGAUUUUCCCAUACCAUUGAAUGAAGCUUCCAAAAUAAUGAAGAAAAAGAAAAAGGUUUUAGUGUGGAAUAGAGUAUACAAAGUCAUUUCAAGAAUGCUUGAAGAAAAUGAAAAAUAUAGACACAGGCUGAAAUGCCAAAGGUUAUCUAGUGAAAGCUCAAAUUGCACAAGAUGAAUCUUCUUAUCUUCUGUUAUAACUUAAUUACUUCGGGAGACUACGACGGUGUAGAAUUUGUGGUAACAUGAUCUUCUAGUGACUUUAUCAAAUCCACCUGUUUCCAGAUGGAAGGACACAGUGCCUGGGGAAAUGGCCUAGGUUUUUUUUGCCAUGUGGGCUCUCAAGUUUCCCUGCAUGGAGGGUCACACAACUUCUUUAUAUUAUGCUGGGUAAAUUUCAGGCUGCUAAAUCCUUAGGUGAAGCUUCAAAUUUUAGCUUAUGCAAUUGAAGUCCAUUGCAAAAUGAGACAUAUUUACACUAUUUAUACUGUAAUUUAUGCUGUAUAAAGUUUUGUAGUGAAUGUGAAUGAAGAUUUUAGGUUUGCUUCAAUGUAUGUUUAUAUUUAUGUGACUUAUACAACUUGGCAUAGUAGUCUGUUUUAAUUUAUUAGGUAUAUCAAUAUUUGUUAGAUUUAAAAUAAGAGUCUAAUGCUGGAUACAAACUCAGUUUAUUUCACUGCUCUAGAACCAUGGAGGAAUGAAGACUCCCACUGAAAUGAAUGUUCUAAAUAUUUGUUCUAAAUCUUUUAAUUUUUGUUUAAUAAUUUCUGGUGAAUAUGUGUUCAAUCUGUUAUGUUAAAUAGAAUAUAAUAAACAUAAGACUUUACUGAUACAUCAGUGAACAUAAGCUGCAAUACUGUAACUUAUUUCUGUUCUAUAAUUUCAGUAGGGGCUAAUGACCCACCCCUGCUACAUUAAAGACUUCAGACUGCA